This is a messenger RNA of Cryptomeria japonica (Japanese cedar), 2123 nucleotides long. RefSeq lists its product as uncharacterized. The record is from RefSeq and is a predicted model, not a curated record. Gene Ontology annotation, biological process: lipid metabolic process. The transcript is spliced from 8 exons. NCBI's taxonomy places the organism in Eukaryota, Viridiplantae, Streptophyta, Pinopsida, Cupressales, Cupressaceae. The coding region runs from base 281 to 1960 and encodes 559 amino acids.
CGUGCUCAAGUAUGAAACAUAACAGCCAUUCUGUGGGCUGGAUAGACACGGCCGCUCAUAAUUAAUAUUCACAGUUGUUUUUACGAAUUGAGCAAAGCUGAAUUCAUUUUUACGUUUUGAAGUGAAGUAAUUGUCGGCUGAAGUAUGUAUCAACUUUACGUUAUCCGAAGUCCGUUCCAUUUUCCCUGGGUCGUAACAGGAGCAAAAUUUCAACAUAUGCAGAUGUGAUAUGCAGCAUAAAAAAUAAAAGGCUGAUCAGCUCGCUACAUGAAACGAGAAAAUGACCAGAGUUCCCCUCAAGCGCUUCCUUUCCAUCGACAAUAGCUUGACCAAUCUUAGAAACCAGCUUCAAGCAUGUGGCAAAUCUGUUCAAGCUAUUUUUUCUUAUUCUCGUUUGCAACAAUCUGAAUCAAAAAAGAUGGCUGGUGACAAGAUGCAAGAGGAAGGUAACGAAGCUCAUGGCAUCAUGCCACCUGAAUUGAGUGAAAGGAUGUCCUCUUUGAAGAAAAUUUCCAAUCAUGAGCUAGGUGGUAAUGCAGAGGAUUCAACUAAAAAUAAAUGGGUCUCCCAGCUGGCAUGGGUUAGCAAUGUUUUGGAGCCAGCUUUGCAACUGUAUAGGCGAGCUCUGCCACCAGAUAAAACCGAUAAUCGGCCUGGUCCUGCAAGCACUCGCUCUCUCGUAGAAAUUGCUACAAAUUUGCAUCGGAGUACUAUUGAAAUGCAAGAAUGGAGCUUGGGAGACCUUACUCUGGGUCUUUACCUUCUCUCUCUUCGGCAUGCUUCUGAGAUGGCAGUUGAUAAUAUCAAGGGUGAACAAAUUGUAUCUAAUUAUGUGGUUCAGGAUCUGAUCUAUAAUGUAGAAUUGGCUAAAGGUGCAUACCUGAAGGAUGCUGCGAGUCUAGCACGCAACAGCAUGCUUCGAGAGAGUAAUAUUUUGAAAUUUGUAAGCAAAUCUAAUGUGAUGAGACCUGGGUAUUAUAUUGGGGUUGACAACCGCAAUAAGCUGGUUAUACUUGGCAUUCGUGGAACUCAUACAGUCCAUGACCUUAUUACUGAUAUGGUCUCUCACAGCAACCAGGAAGUCCAUUUUGAUGGUUUCCAGGUACAUUUUGGGACAGCUGAAGCGGCACGUUGGUUCUUUUGCAAUGAACUGGAGACCUUGAAGAAGUGCUUAGAAAAGCAUGAGGGAUUUAAAUUAAGAUUGGUUGGGCAUUCUCUUGGAGGAGCUGCAGCAGCAUUAUUAGCAAUAAUGCUUCGCAAGAGAUCAGAAGAAGAGCUAGGUUUCAGCCCUGAUAUAGUAUCUUCUGUUGGAAUAGCAACACCGCCUUGUGUCUCAAGAACACUUGCUGAAAGUUGUAUCGACUUUGUCACCACAGUUGUAUUGCAGGACGAUGCUAUUCCGCGGAUGAGUGGGACAUCAUUAGCAAGGUUACGUAGUGAAAUCCUUUCUACUGAUUGGACAAGCCUUUUAGAGGGAGAAGACCAAAAAGGUGUCAUUGAUCUCGUUGCCAACACAAUGCAGGCUCUGUCAUCUGUACAAGAAGUAGCUCGUAAAUAUGCUGCAUAUGCAACAUCAAGCAGCAGUUCAAAUGAUUUGGCAGGUGACAAAAAUAUGAGAGAAACUGCUGGAUCUUAUGCAUCUUCUAAGAUGAAGCUCACAGGAGCAUCUUCCAACAAUUGCAUUUCUGAUCCUUUGGCUUUGGCACCUAUUGAAAGUGCACAGGAAGAAUUAUUUACUCCUGGAACACUCUAUCAUAUCCAGGGCAGGUGUGUUCCCACUGUAGAUAAGAAAACUACAGGAGGUAAAGAAAAUUGUACCCUAUGGAAAGGCCAUCCUAACGAGCAUUUUGGUAGGAUAGUCCUCUCUAGCACAAUGUUUUCUGACCAUAAAUGUGAUAAUCAUUAUUAUGCAUUGCGGGAUGUUCUUAAGGGCUUGCCCAAGUCUGAUGAUAGAGAAUGAGCAUAGAAUUUGAUGUAUUUGUCUUUCAUUGAAAGGCAAUGCUAAAGUGACAUAAUUGUCUAUCAUGAGCUCUAAUGAAAGGACGUAGAGAAAGCUUUGUAUUCCGUAUUGAAAUGUACUUAUAAUGGGGAGUGAUAUUGCAUUCCCUUCAAUUUUUCUGCUA